This is a messenger RNA of Stegodyphus dumicola, 847 nucleotides long. RefSeq lists its product as uncharacterized. Lineage: Eukaryota; Metazoa; Arthropoda; Arachnida; Araneae; Eresidae. The record is from RefSeq and is a predicted model, not a curated record.
GUAACAAUUUGAUAAAUGUCUUACUCAUAUAGGCAACAGUUUGAUAAACAGAAAAAUUUACAGUUCGAUACUGCCAUGGCAGCCUUGCAGUACUACACAUGCUUGACGCUUUUUGGAAUACUUCUGCUAGCCAUGGUUGCCCGAGCACAAGAUUAUGGCCUUGAAGAAAAUGUUAAAGAACUCGUAGCGAGAAGAAAGAGCUUGGAAUUUAUGAAACAGUUGGUUGAAGACAUAGACGAUCAGUUGAACAGGCUGCACAAACGUUCAUGCACGAUGCACUUACCUGGUUUGGGGUGUGUUUAUGAAGACCAGGCUAAAAAAGCCAAGGACAAAGAAGUUUGGAUUAAAGAGGAUUCUCCUGGAAAGAAAAGAAGUUACUACAGUUGCGGAUUCAAAGUAGGCAAUCCUGAAGGUUGUUUGGGAAAGUUAGCAGAUGGUGAUAAUAAAGAUACUUCUCACUGGGAAGACCCUGAUAGCCCAGGCAAGAAAUAAAUUCUAAGAAAUAAUCGCCGAAAAGGGCAAAGAGGACAAAAACCGGACUGGAACAGAUUUCAUAAUAUGUUUUGCUACUUCUGCUUCGUAGACUACUGCUCCUAAGAAUUUCAUCGCUUCCUGUUUGCCAAAAUUUUAAAUUUGUAUAAAUGCUUCAUAGCUUAAUUUCCAUAAAAUAUUGGAUAUGGUGCAAUAAACUGGAAAAAUAUUUUUUUUGUGUGUCGUCAUAUGCCUAAUUCAAUGCUCACUUUUAAAAUUACAUAAUAAAUAUCGUUUGCGGUGAUCCCUGCACUCAAAAUGUAUAUAUUUUAUUUUGUGGACAUUGAAUGAAAUAAAGUGAUUCGUUGAAAUUUGU